Molecule: messenger RNA, 1503 nt
Organism: Epinephelus fuscoguttatus (brown-marbled grouper)
Lineage: Eukaryota; Metazoa; Chordata; Actinopteri; Perciformes; Serranidae
Product: G-protein coupled receptor 20
Exons: 5
Coding region: 346-1503 (385 amino acids)
Biological process (GO): phospholipase C-activating G protein-coupled receptor signaling pathway; positive regulation of Rho protein signal transduction
Cellular component (GO): membrane
Molecular function (GO): G protein-coupled receptor activity
Source: RefSeq, a predicted model, not a curated record
UGUUGUUUUCUAUUCUAAUUUCGAUUCACUCCUGUAUCCUACCUGUGGGAUGAGGUAUGAGAUGAGAAAGAGCUGAGAAGGAGGUCCAGCUGAUUGAUUGUGCACUCUGCUCUGCUGGAGGACUCGUCCCGCCCAGAGAGGUUCACACCCCAUCUCUCUACUCACUCUCCUCUGUCUACUAACUGACUACAGAACGAAUAGAGGGAACAAAGAAGACGGAGAACAGCAACCUGCCACUUUAUUAUAAGGAUACAAACAUUUUAACUUUAACAAGUUGUGGGUGGACCUACUGAGUAAGGGCUUUUUCACUUCAAAAGACCCUCAUCUAUUUGUCCUUUGCAACCAAUGGAGAGCCUUCCCACCAGUAUCAGCUCCCCCUCCACUACUGAGACCCUCUUGCCCCUCUUGACCCCAGAUCCAGCUAACUGCAGUGCCUGGGACCAGCGAUGGGGGGCACCAUACCUGCAUAGGUUGGCCCACCUCGAUGUGAAGCUUUACCAAGACUUCUAUGCUGUGUGGGUCUCUCUCAUGGUGUGUAACUGUCUGAUGCUGGUGGUCGGUGUGGUCCUCAACAGUCUGGCUCUCUACGUCUUCUGUGGGGCCUCCACUCACUCCUCAGCCUCUGUGGUUUACACCAUGAACCUUGCUGUAGCUGACCUGCUGGUGGCGCUAUCGUUGCCCGCUCGCAUCGCUCUGUACCACAGUGGAGGGCGCUGUGUGGCCUGCUCCUACGUUCACACUUUCAGCUACUUUGUCAACAUGUACUGUAGUAUACUGUUUCUCACCAGUAUCUGUAUAGAUCGGUACCUCGCUGUCGUCCAUGCAUCCAGUACUCUCCAUCGAUGCAGGACCACAGGGACAGCCAGGUGUGUCAGUGCCACAGUUUGGUUCAUUGCAGUUGUGGUCACCUACUCGUUCCAGACCACUGCGUUGGAGUCCAGCUCCUCCUGUGUGCUCCUCCCUGCCCUCUUCUACCUCACCAUCCUGGAGUUCCUGCUCCCCCUCCUAGCAGUGGUGGGCUUCACUUUGCGUGUUGCCUGUUUUCUCUCCUCUAGCCACGGCCCAAUGCCCCAGCAGAGCAGGGCGAGGAGGGCACGUGCCGUCAGGCUGCUGGCCACCGUCCUGGUGGUCUUUACCAUCUGCUUUACGCCAUUCCAUGUCCGGCAGGUGCUGGUUUACUUUCGGGUCAAAGUCAGAGGGGAGGGACUGAGUCAGGCGGGGCACAUACUUGCCUAUCACAUCACAGUUACUCUGAGCAGCCUGAACAGCUGCCUGGAUCCAGUUGUUUACUGCUUUGUGACGGACAGCUUCAAGAGAGUAUGGAGGACGAGGAGGGGAGUGAGAGAAGGCGAUGGGGAGGCGGGGCACACAAGUGGGGGAGAGGGGGAGAGGAAUUCAGUGAAUACAUGUCCAGGUACGGCGCUGGCAAUAGCUCACAGUGUGGCUACACUCACCCUCACAACCUCUCCCAUCUCUGCGGCCAACAUGGAGCACUCCAUUUAA